CCUGCCGGGAGCAGCGGUUGAGGGAGAGAGAGUAGCUUUCAGACUGACGCCUCCUCGUCCAUCGGCGUCGGAGCAGAGUGAGAGAAAAAGUUCGGAAAUGGCGAAAAUGAAGAGCGACUCUCCGAUCGCACGGCGCAUCGUCAGAGCUUUUCUCGAGUUUCUCGCUAAUGUUCGACUCGCCCCUGAGACUGAUCUAGAGGGUCUCGAGGUCGCUAAGGAAUGUCUGGUAAACAUGUUUAAGGUCGAUAAUGCCUCUCCAACUGAUGAGUUUUGCGGACAAGAAUUGUUAGUGGACUUUGUCGAGUCUCAUCAAGCCAGUGGUGAAGCCAAUAUCUUGCAGGGAAUGGCAUAUCAGGGCAAUUGUCCAACAAGGAAACCCUUUGCCACUGGUAGCCGAUCAUUUAAAGAUCAGUUUUACCGGAAGUUCCGUGAUUCUCUUCAUGAUAAGGACAUUCUGGCGAUUGACUAUCAAAUGCUUGAUGGUGUACUUCAACAGAGGAAGGGGCAUCAAUUAAUACAUAAAGCCGUAGAUGAGCUGGAAGGUUCUGGAUGCUGUGAAUUUAACAAUUACAACGUGGCUGAAAGCUUGAAAUCACAAGGCGACAAAGCUAUGGGGUCGAACCAGACUUCUAAUGCAAUUCAGCUCUAUACAUGUGCCCUUGCACUUCAUGGAGAUAGUGCGACUUACUAUGCUGACAGGGCAGCUGCUUUCACUGAGAUCGGAGAGUACAAUGAAGCCUUUGAAGACUGCCUUGCUGCCAUUCACUUUGACCCCAAAUAUUGGAAUGCAUAUAAUCGUCUUGGUGCUGUAUAUUAUGCUCUCGGGAAGUACAGUGAAGCUAUCGAGAAGGGGUUUAAGAAAGCUCUGGAACUGAAUCCAGACAAUGCCUCUAUUAAAGAGAACAUUCAGAUGGCUGUGCAAAAACUUGGACGUGGACUGCGUGAGAGAGAACAUAACCAGCAGAGGGAUGAAGACGCGACCAACUGAAGCCGGGACUGAAUUAAUCCUAACUCUUGCAAGUUGACCUAAUGGAGCUUUCAUCGGUGGAACCAAACGUAGUCAGUGUGCAUGAACUCUUAGCGUAGUGGCUUUUUUUUGCAUAUCUAGAACUGCUUAACUGAGAUGUGAUAUGGUUCGCUGGAUAGGAUCAGUCUUACUUGUCGGAAAUGGUCCAAGUAUUAUUGAACUGACCUUAUGAAUUUAAGUUUGAACUGAAUAUAGACCACUAUCAUUAAAUCUAUUCGGUGCAGGGAAGAAUUGUGAGUAUCAAAUUUGAAAUCAAUCUGGUUUUGGGAACGGCA
Molecule: messenger RNA, 1302 nt
Organism: Punica granatum (pomegranate)
Lineage: Eukaryota; Viridiplantae; Streptophyta; Magnoliopsida; Myrtales; Lythraceae
Source: RefSeq, a predicted model, not a curated record